Daphnia carinata is the source of this 1225-nucleotide messenger RNA. RefSeq lists its product as uncharacterized. The transcript is spliced from 6 exons. Gene Ontology annotation, molecular function: cutinase activity. Lineage: Eukaryota; Metazoa; Arthropoda; Branchiopoda; Diplostraca; Daphniidae. The record is from RefSeq and is a predicted model, not a curated record. Bases 1 to 1065 code for a protein of 354 amino acids.
AUGGAGACGAUACGAAAUUUUCUCGUUCUGUUGCUCGUUACUCUAGUCGUAGCAAAAAAUAUUCCUGACAAGGAUGACGACCUGGGAAGGCUCAUAGAGCCUUUUGGCCCAGGAGAAUUCGCCAUCAAUCACACGGCAUAUCGACAAGCAUUGAAUCUCUUCCUCGACACCAACGUUGACGUUUAUGCCCCAAAUGCAACAGGAAACUUCCCCGUUAUUUAUUUCAUCACAGGAUUUGGAGGUAUAGUACCAGCCGAAGGCCAUACACUUCUUUUAACACAGAUGGCCAGCCAUGGGUACGUUGUGGUGUGCGUUUGGAAGUUGGGAAGCCCUGAAGAUUCUUUCGAUCCUGCCUGGUUCGAAGCCGCCGUAGAGUUUGUGGAAACCCGUUUGGAAAGUAACCUUCACAAACAGGAAGGGUAUGUUUCUGAUUUCCACGUCGAUUAUUUGCAUUCGUUCCUUAGUGGCCAUUCUGCUGGCACUCAUGUAGCCGUCCUUCAAUUCCAGAAAAACUGUAUGAAUUACCAAGGCCUAAUAUUGAUUGAUGCCGUUGAUGGCAACAGCCCCAUUCCGGAAAACGUUACCCUCACCGUAAUCGCCCCCGGCCAAAAAGUCAAUUUUACAGUUCCGACUUUACAAAUUGUCACGGGACUAGACCACGUUAUUGGUGUGUAUGGAUUAGCCUGCGCUCCGGAAGAGCUUAGUGGCAAACGAUUUUUCGACGCAAUGACGGGUCCGACUUGGUACGUCAAUGCGACUGCCUAUGGUCAUAUUGAUUUGAUGGAUCCCGGCUACAAUGAUCUCAAUGAUGUAGUUAAAUUCUGCCCGAGUGAUCCAGAAACUCCCAAGUACGAUUACAUUCAAUUCCUUGUUGGCGAGAUAGUUUCCUUCGUCAAUGGCGUCCUGGAUCCUGUCGGCAACUGUGCAUUGUUUGAUAAUUUGGAAACAACUGGUCUUGUUGGCGUCAACACAGAGAAUGAAUUCGCUUCCAACGGAUGGCAGAGAUGUUCGCCGCUCCAGUGUGUCCUUACGCCCAGUUCCUCUCCACUUUUUUCAUUUUGGUAAUGAAAGAAAUUUCGCGUUUACUUGUCAGUGCUUUGUUAUAUAAUGCCAAAUGCUUAUUAAAUGAUGUUGAAGCUGAUAAAUAAAUUUUUUGUCAAUUCUCCUUCCAUUUGGAAGGUUUUGCUUUGUUUAAACCACGUAAUAAAUGAUGUUGUGUAGUGGA